Medicago truncatula (barrel medic) is the source of this 2732-nucleotide messenger RNA. RefSeq names its product chloride channel protein CLC-e. Gene Ontology annotation, biological process: transmembrane transport; chloride transport. Lineage: Eukaryota; Viridiplantae; Streptophyta; Magnoliopsida; Fabales; Fabaceae. Gene Ontology annotation, cellular component: chloroplast thylakoid membrane. The transcript is spliced from 6 exons. Gene Ontology annotation, molecular function: chloride transmembrane transporter activity. The record is from RefSeq and is a predicted model, not a curated record. Bases 159 to 2297 code for a protein of 712 amino acids.
UUUCAAAUGUUUUUUUUUGUUUGAGUAAAUGAUUUUCAAAUGUUUAAACAUGAUAUUCAUUAAUCACAAGAUGAAAAAAAGAAAAGAAUUGUGAGAGUUAUAUAAUAAAAAAAAGAGUUGUUGUUAUAGUGGAAUGGCAGGGGGAAGAAGAUGAAAUAAUGGGUGGCUUAGGAUGUGCGGUUGGAAUCGGAGUGAGAGUUGAACCAAAUAGUUGGCAUUAUCAUCAUCAUCUAAAAGCAAUAACAGUAACACGUUCGGGAUUUCCUUCUUCCUCUUCUUAUUCUUCUUACUCAAACUUCACAACUACAAGGAGGUUUCGUGUCCCGCCUCACAAUAAUAGCCAAAAUAGAGAAGGAGAUGUUGAGGAAGGAGUUUCAUCUUCAUCUUCUUCUUCUGAAUGGAUUCGUAAUUCGGGAAUAAUAUCUUCAUGCUUGGUUGGUCUCUUAACAGGUGUUGCAGUCGUGCUCUUCAACAAUGUUGUUCAUGAAAUUCGUGAUUUGUUGUGGGAUGGGAUUCCUGAUAGAGGUGCCUCAUGGUUGAGAGAAGCUCCUAUUCAAGAAACAUGGAAAAGUGUAAUACUUGUUCCCGCUUUUGGAGGUCUUCUUGUUUCUCUUCUCAACCUUCUUUCCAAUUCCAAUUCCAAUUCCCGCCCUUUCUUAAAGGCUAUUGCAGCUUCUAUUACUUUAGGUACUGGUAAUUCCUUGGGUCCUGAGGGUCCCAGUGUCGACAUUGGAAAUUCCAUUGCCAGAUGGAUUGCUUCCACUCCUCUUUUCACUUCCGCCAAACUCCUUCCCCUCCGUGCUGCUGGAUCUGCUGCCGGCCUCUCUGCUGGUUUCAAUGCUGCCGUUGCUGGUUGUUUCUUCGCUGUUGAGUCUGUCUUGUGGCCUUCUGAUUCUGAUUCUUCUAAUUUAUCGCUUACUAAUACUACUUCCACAGUCAUUCUCAGUGCUGUCAUUGCUUCUGUCAUUUCUGAGAUUGGCCUUGGCUCUGAACCCGCCUUUCAAGUUCCAGACUACGACUUUCGUUCUCCUGCUGAGCUCCCGCUGUAUUUAUUGUUGGGUAUCUUAUGUGGCCUCGUUUCAUUGACCCUAUCUUGGUCUACAUCCUAUAUGUUCACUUUAUUUGACAACCUUCACAAGGCCACCGGCAUGCCAAAAGCUUCAUUCCCUAUAUUGGGAGGUUUAUCUGUAGGCCUCAUAGCAUUGCUAUAUCCUGAAAUCCUCUAUUGGGGUUUUGAGAAUGUUGACAUUUUGUUAGAAUCUCGACCCUUUGUCAAAGGCCUCUCCACGGACCUAUUGCUUCAGCUAAUAGCGGUCAAGAUAGUUACAACUUCUCUCUGUCGUGCUUCUGGAUUAGUAGGAGGCUAUUAUGCUCCAUCUCUCUUUAUUGGUGGUGCAACCGGUAUGGCUUACGGAAAAUUAAUUGCUUACGCUGUUGCUCACUCUAAUCCUGUGAUUAACCUCUCUGUGUUGGAAGUGGCAUCACCACAAGCUUAUGGCCUGGUUGGAAUGGCUGCGACUCUUGCAGGUGUUUGCCAAGUACCACUUACUGCAGUUCUGCUUCUGUUUGAAUUGACACAAGACUAUCGGAUUGUUCUACCACUGCUUGGAGCAGUAGGCUUGUCUUCAUGGAUUUCAUCUGUACAGACAAAGAGAGGUGAUGAAAGGGAUAGAGAAAAGCUGAAGACACAAAACUCAAAUUCUUCUUCGUUUCCAGAAAUAUCUUCUUGUAGUUCAAUUGAGUUAUCUACUGGUAAUACCUCCGCUGAAGGUAUGUCAUAUUUGAGUAAAUCGUGUCAAGUGGAGAGUUCAAGUAGUGUAGAGGAUAAUAAUGAUGAAACAAUGAACUAUGUAAGGAGAACAUUAGUUUCGGAAGCCAUGAAGACAAGAUACGUGACGGUUUCAAUGUGCACGCCGCUCACUAAAGUAAUAGAUCUCAUGCUCGCAGAGAAACAGUCUUGUGCAGUAAUUGUUGAUACUGAUGAUACUUUGAUUGGUUUAUUGACACUUGGAGACAUUCGAGCGUUUGGAAAAUCGGCAAAAUCUGGAAGCAAAAAUCCAAAGGAGAUUUUAGUUUCUGAGUUAUGUGUUUUAAAUGGAGGAAUAUGUAGUGUACCAUGUACAGUUACUCCUGAUAUGGAACUUUGUCAUGCUCAAAUGAUCAUGAAGGAACAUGGAGUGAAUCAAGUUCCAGUUGUGAAGAAUAUUUAUGAAAGAACUCAUCCAAUUGGCCUACUGGACCCCGACAGUAUCAGUUUAACAUACAGUGCUUUGGCCACAAGACAGUCCCUCAGCUGAUGUUCCAAGUUAGGAGGAGGGCAGGAAGGCUCUUCCGUUUGAUAAAUUUCUAUUAUCUGCCUUUAACAAGUCAAGUUUAACCAUGCCAUUUAGUUCUGUGGUUGGUUGUGUUGAAAAAGUUCCAAAUAUAGCUCAUUUGCUUUGCUUAUUUCACAUUGUUUUACGGCCGUAAGAAUCCUCGGCAGCAAAGAUCUCCUCUGAUGUAAGACAGAGAACGCUGGAUUAUCUUUUAAUUAUAGAAGGAAAUUUAAGGCCUCUAUCUCAUCUAAAAGUUACCAAACUCAAAAGUCACUCAAGUGGAACCCAUGUUCCAUCUUUUCAGUGCGCAUGUAGUUGUUAUUUUUUUCGUUGUAUAUAGCCACAUGUCCUAAAUGUAUUAUAAUUUUAUACAGUAAGCAAAACUGUUAUUAAUUCAUAGUAUGUUUUUGGUCCCUA